AUGGCCGAGACUUCUUUACUGGACAAAUUACCGGGAGAAAUCCGCAACAAGAUAUGGAAACUGAUCUGCACCCCGCCACCAUGCCCGCCAAACCGAGAGAGGUCCGGGCCGACAACAGGCAUCCUCAGCUGCAGCAAACGCCUCUCGCAAGAAUUCUCCUCGUUCCUCUUCCACCAAAACUCAAAUGGUGAAAUCCCGGAUCUCACCAUCGUCAUCACGACUACGUGUCGAAGAGACGCCUGGCUAUCGUUGGCAGUCGAGCCCGAGUGCACGGUGCCCGAAAAUUGUAUUCACUUCUACGAGCGUAUCGACAAAGCGCGAUGCUUCGACGUAAAUGACAUGGACAACCCGGUCUUUGAUGUCCUCCGCGAAGCAAAACAUAUCAAUAUGGUUCACAUCCGCUUCGACGGCCCCUGGCUCGUCAACGAGGCGCCACUGUAUUCGCUGCCGGGGACGCGCAGAGCUCGGUUUGGAGAGGAUCCGAUUUACGAUGCAGAAGCCUUCUGGCGGCAGUGGGAUGUUCCGUUCCUUUGUCACUGGGCUAAGGCCCGGGACGUUGCUCGGCUACUCGGGUCGUUUCAGAGGAUCGGGGAGAUGGCGAUACACUUCAAUGAUUGGCGUCGGGAUAGUCGAAGGGACGGCAAAAAGUAUUGGCAUGCAAUACCGUUCUACACUUCUAUCAAGGACUCGGAGCUGAGGACUCCGAUCAGGUUGUGGCGGCUGCUGAUGAAUUGCUUCUUGCAAGGGGAUGGAGACGGAAUGAAUAUGCUGAAUCUGGGUUUCAUUGAAUGCGAGACCCGAUUCGGCAUCAUUAAGUUUCCCACUAAAAAUCAGCCUGAGGGAGAGCUGACCCUCGACGAUGACCACGGCGAUGGCUUGGCUGAUCAACUAGUGGGGGUUGGGCCGAUUGAGAAACCACAAACUCUUGAAGAAACCCCAAAACACCGUGUAAACCGUCUCUUCGCCGCGUUUACGUCGCUUUUGGAACAACAGAGCGACGACAUUUACGAUAUUUGGGCCCUUCGAGAGCACCGAGCGGCGACAUCGAAUUCGUCGGCCAGGAACUUUUUCCAUCGAAUGCAACGUCAAGAAGAAUCGCGGUCUACGACCGGUAUGAAGAGCAUAAACAAUACCGUGCAUAUAUUUGGAUACCCCCGUUUCCACGUGCACGAUAGACAGUCCGCCUGCCUCGUUCAGGCAUGCUAUUCAUGUCGCCAAUCCUCAUGCAGCGGUCACAUCUACUACAAAGCGGACCGCAGCCCGGAAUGCAACGUUGUUAAACCCGCUGUCAUCCUUAGCUCGCUUACGUUCCACAACAUCGCCUGGCUUGCAUCAAGUCGUCUCCUCGUGAUGCGGGGGGCAUCGAGGGCUUGUAAAAACAUCAUGAGUUUCAUCCCUGAGGCUAUCACGCCGACGUCCGUCCUGUCGUGGCAGUGUGCAGCUACGCUCCUUAUCAUAUGGAUUACCUAUUGUCUAGGGCGCGCCAUCUACAAUGUCUCGCCUCUACACCCCCUCAGCAAGUUUCCUGGUCCCAAACUGGCUGCCGCUUCGUAUGCUCCCGAGUGCUGGUACGAUUUCGUGAAGAAGGGGCGGUAUACCUAUGAGAUUGUCAAGAUGCACCAAAUCUACGUCCGUAUUAACCCUGACGAGGUGCACUGCAACGACGUCCGCUUCACCGACGAAGUCUACGCCAUCAACGGGAGAAAGAGGGACAAGCACAUCCACCACAUGAUCAACCUACCAGACCCCGCAACCUUCGCCACAUUUGGCACGAUCGACCACGAUCUCCACCGCAGACGGCGAGCCGCCGUCGGCAAGUUCUUCUCCCGGCAGCAGAUGCUCAAGCUCGAGCCGCAAGUCCACGCAUCAGCGCAAAAGCUCUGCGACAAGCUUCUCUCAUUUGCUGGUCCCGAUGGCGAGGUCGUGCCUUUGCAAGACGCCUAUAGCUGCUUUACGACGGAUGUGAUUACCGAGUACUGCUUUGGCGAGUCGUUUGGAUUUCUUGAGCAAAAGGAGUGGACGCCUAAUUAUCGUUCGGCUGUUUAUGGGGCACUGGUUCAUACGUUCCUAUUCAAGUUCUUUCCGUGGACGAAGAUCGUUAUGAAUGCUGGGCCGUAUCUCAAGAAUUACCUACCUAGGGACACGGCCAUCUUCAUCAAUACCUACGCAGUAACCCUCGUAGAGAAGGCGAGAGACCGCAAAGUGACAGGCACAGAUAUAUACCAACACUCGCCUAACGUCUUCGCCGCCUUAUUCGACUCCGAUCUCCCGCCCGAAGAAAAGACGGUUCCACGACUCACGUCCGAGGGUGCCAUCAUGAUAACCGCAGGAACGGAAACAACAAGCUACACGCUUACAAUGAUCAGCUUUCACCUCCUGUCGAACCCCAAAAUCUUGGAAAGGUUGACACAAGAGCUUCAAGGGGCGGUCAAGGAUCCGAAGCAUCUGCCAAACUGGCCGACGUUGGAAACAUUGCCGUAUCUGAAUGCCGUCAUCUCUGAGGGUCUACGGCUGGCGCCCGGGGGGUCGAUGCGCACUGGCAGAGUCGCUACCGAGGAGGAUCUCGUCUAUCGCGGUAAAUGGAGGCCAGAAGGGUCAGAUGUCGAUGUGGAUGUGUGCCAUGUCAUUCCCCGCGGGUGGGCGGUUAGUAUGAGCGCCAUCAUCUCACAUCUCGAUGAGAGGAUGUUUCCGAACGCCAAGGAGUUUAUACCAGAGCGGUGGAUCGAUGAGAACGGUCAGAGGAGGAGGGGGUUGGAAGCUGGGUUCAUCCCCUUUUCCAAGGGAACGCGACAGCUCGCAUACUCUGAGUUAUAUAUCGCUUUGACUUCGUUGGUGCUGAGGGUCUUUCCGCGUAUGAAGCUGUACGAUACUACUUUGCGCGAUGUUGAGUAUGACCAUGACUUGGGCGUGCCGAUUCCCGCGACCGAGAACGGUUGUCGAUUGAACUUGGAAGCUCACAGUCUUUCUUGGCUUAUUUCUCACAAACAUUCUCCGCUCCGCCGUCUCUUUAACCGACUGUUCAAACUGAAAUUUCCCACCGAACAGCUCUCAGUAAUCCCCAUCAAUGAGACGACAUGUCACUCUCUUCCGAAGGCUUCUUCGAUUGAAGUCAUGCCUAUAAAUGUGACUACAGCUCACUCAACCCUCAAGCUUUCUUCAAUUGGAGUCAUUCCCAUCGACGUGGUGACAGGCCACUCCCUCCUCAAACCCUCGCCAACCCAAGCCCCAUCCAACUGCACAUGCACGCAUGAGGACACGAACAAACCAGCCACCGACAACCGCCCGGCUGAAGUCCCGUACUGGGGCUUCAAGCAAAGCUGCACCGAAAUCCACGGCGACGGAGGCGAAGAAGCAGUUAUUUGGGCCUGCUGCGACACGACCCACGGCUACGGCAUCCAGAAUCGGUUUCGUCUAGGCCAGUGCAUCGAGAACGCGCGCGGGAAGCUAAUCCCGCGCAAGAAUGGGGGGUUCUGGCGCACGUGUGAGGAUUGUGGACUCAAGGAUCCAGAGAGGCCGACCGUGUAUAGCUGCAAGUGCUGGCCUAUGCCUAGGCAUGGGGCGAAGCAUGAGCGUGUGGAGGCUGAGAUUGAGUUGAACGACUUUAUCGGCAACGACCACGGCAAGUUGGUUUGCUUCGGCGUCAGGGAGCAGCGCUACUGGGGAAAUUGCACCAAUAACUUUCCUUGGAAUAACUAG
Colletotrichum lupini is the source of this 3696-nucleotide messenger RNA. RefSeq names its product trichodiene oxygenase. NCBI's taxonomy places the organism in Eukaryota, Fungi, Ascomycota, Sordariomycetes, Glomerellales, Glomerellaceae. Bases 1 to 3696 code for a protein of 1231 amino acids. The record is from RefSeq and is a predicted model, not a curated record. Gene Ontology annotation, molecular function: iron ion binding; oxidoreductase activity, acting on paired donors, with incorporation or reduction of molecular oxygen; heme binding. The transcript has 13 exons.